AUGGCGCCCGGUUCCGCCGAGAAGAAGGCGGAAAAGUCGUACCUGGCCUCAGCCGUUGACUCGAUCAAUCCCUGGGCAGGAAGCCGCAGUGCAACCCCGACGCCGAAAGAUCCCCAGCCCGUCGUUGCUCCGUCCAACCCGGGGGAUCACACCACGAACCCUUUCUAUGGCCAGAGUAUUGGGCGCUAUCCCAAGGACUGCCCACCGCUGAGCGUGCAGUGGUUCCACGCCGUCGAUGUGCCGAAGCGCAAACCGCAGUUCAUGCAGUCCAAGGUUGCUGGCGACCCGAAACCCCCGCAGCCGAAGAAGUUCGUCGCUUUCUCAGUCGAAGACUCUCGCGCCAUUGAGGCCGCCUAUCAAGCCAGAUUGCAGGAACUUGAGGAAGAAAGGAUAGCGGGCAAGGUGAAUACCGUUGGGUCGAAGAGGGCACGCGCAACCUCCACUGGGACUGCGGAUAGUGCAGACCCCUCGGCUUUGCACACAAGAGUCGCCGUCAAUGAGGACUUUCUCUUCGACGUCGACAUUGAGGAACGCGAGCUUGCGCCCGUCUACUGGGAAGGACCCGUGUAUGAGGUUAGGCGCGGCAGUUGGUUCUACCAAGAGGGGUCGUCUCUGCGCCCCUGUGAAGAGAACUUGGCCGCGCAACUGGAGGAAGGCUACCUCAAGAUCAAGCCUUGGCAGUAUCCGUCGAGGGAGCGUAGCAAUUCGGCAUCCAAGACCGCCAUUACGUCAAAGACUUCGACAGACAGUUUGAAGGUUAGCGCUACAGCCCAGGACGACGGCUCUUCCAAGAAGGGCCCCUCUGCACCUCAGCAACAGCCACAGACAUACCGCCUGUUUGGAAGCUACAUGAAUAGCGUUGCGACGUACCAAGACGCAACCGUCGCAUGGUUAUCGUCAGAUAGCAUGUUGUCCUGGGUAACGUCGACCGUCUACGAGAGAUUUGCUGGUGGUGGAUAUCUAGGUGGUAUAAAGCUCGUCCGCGGUUACACCGAGCCAAAGAAAUCCAAGGAUGAGCCACGCCCGUCGACACCGCCCGGGACGAAGUCUGCAUCAAAGGAACGAAGUGACAGUCUAUCCAAAGCGCAAAAGAGACGGUCUGCACCCACGUCAGGCAUACGAUCUGCCGCCGAGGAUGUGAAGAAAGAAGUAUCAAACGACCUCGAGAGCACCAGGAACAGGCUGACGCGGCAGUUAUCAAACCUAGUAGAGGGAGUGGAGAACCCAGAGGCAGAGGAAGAGGCUCUUUGGCAGCGUGAAGAAAAGGAAAUGCUGGGAGACUACAACACGAGAGCUGAUGAAAACCAGGGCCGUAAGAUUGAGCAUCUUGUUCUUGUCACUCAUGGAAUAGGACAACUGCUCUCACGCAGGAUGGAAAGCAUCAACUUCAUCCACGACGUCAACACACUUCGUAAAACCAUGAAGUCUGUUUACUCGGCUUCCGAAGAUUUGCGAGCACUCAACUCAGAGAUCGGCGAGCCUGGACCCGGCAAUUGCCGUGUCCAGGUGCUGCCCGUAAUGUGGCGUCAUCUUUUGGAUUUCCCCAAGCGCAGACAGAAAAAGGGGGAACAUGAUCUUGGGGAGAUGUUCAACGAAGAGGAUGAUUACCCUUCCCUCGAGGACAUCACUGUUGAGGGCGUAGCAUUCGCACGGUCACUCAUAUCCGACUUGGCUCUCGAUGUUCUGCUUUACCAAAGCGCCUAUCGGGAGCAGAUCGCCGAAAUCGUGUUGAAAGAGUCAAAUCGGGUCUACAAGCUAUUCAAAGAACGUAACCCUGAGUUCCAUGGCAAAGUACACAUUUUUGGUCACUCACUAGGGUCUGCCAUCAUGUUCGAUAUUCUUUGCCGGCAGAAAGAGAAGUCCCAAAUGCUAGAGGCCCCGAGGAACCCGCUUCGGUUUUGGCCAUCUCAAGACCGUUACGAAGCAAAGGAUCCGAAGGAGCUUGCGUUCGACUUUGACGUCGAGGGCUUUUACUGCCUUGGCUCACCUGUAGGUCUCUUCCAGAUGCUCAAGGGCCGGACCAUCUCGGCUCGGAGCCUCCCGGAUGCUCUGCCGUCCGAGAGCCCGCUCAACCCGGAUUACAUGGAGGAUCCCUUCGCUUCGCAGGCUUAUGCCAAUCAGCGCGUCUCGCCCGUCACCGGCCUACCGUUCAGCGUCUCAUCUCCCAAGGUCGGCCAGCUCUUCAAUAUUUUUCACCCAUCCGACCCCAUCGCAUACCGUUUAGAGCCCCUUGUCUCGCGUGUCAUGACGACCCUGAAACCACAGGCGCUGCCGUACACAAAGAAGGGCAUCUUUGGCUCUGUCGCAAACCAAGGACUCACGGGCAUCGGCGCCAAAGUCGGGCAGAGCGUCAGCGGCUUCUGGAGCAGUCUCAGUGCAGGCAUUGCUAGCAACCUGCUCAACCGCAGCUUGGGUCUCACGCAGGAAGAUGUGGCCAAAAUCACCGCCUCCCAACAUCAACAGCAGCAACAACACCAACAGCACGUCCUGAGCCCUGGCGCGGGCACCAACAUAUCCGCGGGCGUGAUUCCAACCACGAAACAGCUCUCUGAUGCCGAACGCAGCGAGAAGACUGCGGAGCGCAUGCGGCAGCUUGCCAGCACCGGGAAUGGCAACGAUGCCACGCUGAUUGACGACGAGCUCGAGACGCUUUUCAGCAGAUUUCAGAAGAACCGCGUGGAUAUGGCCAAGGAGAAGGGCGGGACCGGAAAUGCGGGCAACAGUGACCUAAGUGCUGAGAAGUGGAUGGAGGAGGAGCGGAAAGCACAACGGUUGAGGAGAGAAGAAAUGAAAAUUCGGGCGCUCAACCGAAAUGGGAGGAUUGAUUACUGCAUCCAGGAGAGUGUGCUUGAUUUCAAUCCGAUCAAUACCAUUGCUUCACAUAUGAGUUACUGGGCCGACGAGGAUGUGAGCCAUUUCAUCUUGUCACAGAUGUUGGCAAGCAAGAUGAGGACACCGAAGGGUUGA
This is a messenger RNA of Canariomyces notabilis, 2967 nucleotides long. RefSeq lists its product as uncharacterized. The transcript is spliced from 6 exons. The coding region runs from base 1 to 2967 and encodes 988 amino acids. The record is from RefSeq and is a predicted model, not a curated record. Gene Ontology annotation, cellular component: cytoplasm. Gene Ontology annotation, molecular function: metal ion binding; glycerophospholipase activity. Lineage: Eukaryota; Fungi; Ascomycota; Sordariomycetes; Sordariales; Chaetomiaceae.